GAGUUCUCGAGGUUUUGCAGUCCUUGGAGAAGGGAAUUUCUCAGGAUGAGCCUGAAUUUGGGUUCUUCUUCCACGAAUUCUUCUAAGAAGUCUAGACACCGAAAUGUUGUCAGACAGUAAGCUUUAAGUGAGGAUGAAAGAUUCUGGCUGUUACAGGUACAAAGAUUAACUUCAAAGAUGCAGAGAUUUGACAUAUGCAGUCAAGCUUCUUCUUCAGAGGAAAAGAGCUCAUUGUAGAACUGUCAUUGAGCAAGAGGCAGAUGCACUUGGGUUUUUGUUGAUCAUAGAGUUCAAUGAGGUUGUCACAAGUUGAAUGCACUGGUGAAGUGCCAGAGUCUUGAGUGGAAGCUGAGGCGGAGGUAAGCAAAAUGAGAGACAGCAGAAGUGCAGAACCAUAGAAAGAGAAACCAUGGUCUCUCUCUCUCUCAAGCAUUACUGACUCCAGUAAGCCUCUUGUUUCAAUUCCAUUUGUAGUAUUCUUCUUUCAAUGCAAACAUAUCACAUAAUAUCACAUAACUGGAAGUUAAAGAUCUUCUCAAAGAUGUGAGGCAUGGAUGGCUGGUCACCCACUUCAGAGCCUUUCCUUCUCUCCAGGAAGGAGGUAGAGUUCAUUAACAUAAUUGAAUUGUACGCCCAGGGAAUGGAGAAAAGGUCUUUCGGUUUUCUUAUUGAACAGAUAAAUAUUGGAAGAGAGGACUAAGUAAUCAAUUCGAUUCUGUUUCUUUUGUUCUUUUAUAUUGAACUCCUCUGUUGGGCACCAGUGUGCUAGUUGCUCCAUUUCCUCUCCUGAAAGUUCAAUUAGCCACUUCAUUAUUAAAAACACGUUAAAGAAAGAAUCAUUCUGUUCAUUGGAACACCAGAAACAUUCCAACGUGUGACCAAAUGUGACCUUAAUUAAUGAAAACUACUGAUAAAAACGUCAAUAUUAUGAAGCUAGUUAAAGAGGACAGGAUUCCUUGAUGCUGAAAUCUAAUCAUUUGAUGGGACUUGACCCUUUUAACAACAGCGACUGAGCUACAACAAUGUGCAAUGGAUUUUUCAAUUUAUGAUGCUUUUGUGCAAAUUGGCCUUGUGCAAUGGACUUGACCCCAUAGAACAAUGUGCUUCUUUCUCCACCACCGGGAGAAGGCCGGGGAACUCUCUCUGUUUGCUGCUGUGUCUGGGUGUCCAUGACGGUUUAGAUCAGUCUCAGUUGAUCCCUGCAACCUGCACGCUCCUGGUAAAGUCGUAUGCUGCCUUGCUUCAAAAAGGGAAUUCUUAAACUACCAUUGACAGCAGUAGAAAAACAAGCAACAUAAUUGACUGAAUCUGAAUAUGGAGCCUGACUUUUAUCAGCCUCAAAGCGAACAGACUGGAACAUUAAGAACAGGAGGAACCCUGACGUUUGCAGAGUAGGAUCUCUCCAUUCCUCUGUGUUUGAUUCUGGGUCCCCCAUUGAAGCUGCUUGGACUGCUUGAGCUUUGAAAAAAGAUUUUGCCUGAAGAAUUCAUCCAUGGACUGUCGACAGAGACCCAUCUGGGUGGGAUUGUAGUAGAAUCCGAUGUUCGGCGGAUUGGUCUCUGUCCAACCCUUAUCGGUGGAUGGUUGGACGGUGAAUGACCAAGGUUAUCACAAGCAAACCUUAUCGGUAGUGUUACCAGAUUUUCACAGGCAUUUGUAUGUUGUGUAAAUGCUCUACCUGACGUUGGUGAUUUUUUUUGGGAGAAGUCUCCAACACCUAUACUAGAUAUGGUUGAAACGCCAAUUCACUUGAAGCAUUUGUCUCACAAGGAGCUGAAACAAUUAGCUGAUGAGAUUCGUUCAGAGUUAUCUUUUAUAAUGUCAAAAACACGGAGAUCCUUCAAAGCCAGUUUAGCUGCAGUGGAUCUGACAGUUGCUGUACACCAUGUUUUUCAUGCCCCUAUGGAUAAGAUACUGUGGGAUGUAGGCGAACAGGCAUAUGCACACAAAAUUCUCACUGGAAGGCGGUCCCUUAUGCAUACACUGAGACAGAAGAAUGGCCUUUCAGGGUUUACUUCUCGCUCUGAGAGUGAAUACGACCCUUUUGGUGCUGGACAUGGAUGCAACAGUGUUUCUGCUGGGCUAGGAAUGGCUGUUGCACGAGAUAUUAAAGGAAAGCGAGACAGAGUGGUGACAAUUAUAAGCAAUGAGACAAUUAUGGCUGGUCAGAUCUAUGAGGCUAUGAGCAAUGCAGGGUAUUUGGACUCCAAUAUGGUAGUGAUACUAAAUGAUAGCCGGAACUCUUUACACCCAAAACUAGAGGAAGGCCCAAAAACAGCAAUAAAUGCUCUUUCUAGUACACUAAGCAAGCUACAGUCCAGCAAAUCCUUUAGGAAAUUUAGAGAAGCUGCCAAGGGGGUUACCAAGAAAAUUGGUAGGGGCAUGCAUGAGUUGGCAGCUAAAGUUGAUGAGUAUGCACGUGGUAUGAUGGGUCCCCUGGGAUCAACUCUCUUUGAAGAGCUUGGAUUAUAUUACAUAGGCCCAGUUGAUGGCCACAACAUUGAAGAUCUAAUCUGUGUUCUCAAUGAGGUGGCCUCUUUGGAUUCUUCAGGACCUGUACUGGUUCAUGUUGUCACAGAGGAAAAUCAGAGGAUGGAAGAUAACCAUAAGAGUGAGAUGGAGGUCAAACAACAAGGUUAUUGUAAUUCGGAUCCUUUGCAGUUCUACCCAAAACCAGUGGGUAGUAGUCUGUCCUGGACAUAUAGUGACUUCUUUGUGGAGUCUUUGGUCAUGGAGAUGGAAAGGGACAAGGAAAUUGUGGUCGUUCAUGCAGGAAUGGAAAUUGAGCCAUCUUUUGAGCUAUUUCAUGAAAGAUUUCCAGAGAAGUUCUUUGACGUGGGUAUGGCUGAACAACAUGCAGUCACCUUUUCUGCUGGAUUGUCAUGUGGUGGAUUGAAGCCGUUCUGUAUAAUACCUUCCACUUUCCUACAGAGAGCUUAUGAUCAGGUUGUCCAUGAUGUGGAUCGCCAGAGUAUCCCAGUGAGGUUUGUAAUAACUAGUGCAGGACUUGUGGGUUCUGAUGGUCCAAUUAAGUGUGGGGCAUUCGAUAUUACAUUCAUGUCAUGCUUGCCAAACAUGAUCGUUAUGGCGCCAUCAGAUGAGGAUGAACUUGUUCACAUGGUGGCUACUGCUGCUCACAUUGAUGAAAGGCCUAUUUGCUUCAGGUAUCCAAGAGGUGCCAUAGCUGGGAUAAACAGCCCUGUGCGCACUGGGAUACCCCUUGAGAUUGGAAAAGGGAGAGUUCUUGCAGAGGGUAAAGAUGUUGCUUUGCUUGGAUAUGGUGUGAUGGUCCAAAAUUGCCUUAAGGCUCGAUCUCUUCUUUCCAACCUUGGCAUUGAGGUUACUGUUGCUGAUGCAAGGUUCUGCAAGCCCCUUGACAUCAAGCUUGUCAGACAACUUUGUCAUGACCAUUCCUUUUUGAUCACUGUUGAGGAAGGCUCUAUUGGAGGAUUUGGCUCCCAUGUUGCACAGUUCAUCUCACUUGAUGGGCAACUUGAUGGGAGGAUUAAGUGGCGACCGAUUGUUUUACCUGACAACUACGUAGAACAUGCAUCCCCCAAAGAACAACUUGCACUUGCAGGCCUGAGUGGACAUCACAUUGCUGCCACAGCACUGAACCUGCUUGGCCGCACCCGGGAUGCUCUCCUAUUGAUGCGCUAGAGAGUUGGCUUCCUACCAACUAUUGUUUGAAUUUCAAAAGAUGUAAUAUUCUUGCUUGGUUAAUUUCACCAUUAAUCAUUUUUUGGCUACCUAAUUCUCGUACCAACACCUUAUUCCCAACCGGUGGUGGCUCCUGAAAGCUGCUACUGUAUGCUGAUCUUCCUAUCUAGGUUCCUUCGUCCUGUAUGUAUUUUGUUGAUUUGUAAUUUUGUAUAGAUAUUGCCCGAGUAUCUGGAUAGAGUUAUGAUACUUGCUUCUUACA
This is a messenger RNA of Nelumbo nucifera (sacred lotus), 3922 nucleotides long. The record is from RefSeq and is a predicted model, not a curated record. Lineage: Eukaryota; Viridiplantae; Streptophyta; Magnoliopsida; Proteales; Nelumbonaceae.